AUGAAUUUAGACAAAGCUGGGCGCGUCCCGCCCGCGCCAUGGCAGCAGCCGGAGGAGGCCGGCAACGACUUCCAGUGGUGCUUCUCGCAGGUGAAGGGCGCUGUCGACGAGGACGUGGUGGAAGCCGACAUCAUCUCCACCGUUGAGUUUAACUACUCUGGAGACCUUUUUGCAACGGGAGACAAAGGUGGUAGAGUUGUUAUUUUCCAACGGGAACAUGAGAAUAAAGGCCGCCGUCACUCUAGGGGAGAGUACAAUGUUUACAGUACCUUUCAGAGUCAUGAGCCAGAGUUUGACUAUUUGAAAAGUCUAGAAAUUGAAGAAAAAAUUAAUAAAAUCAGGUGGUUACCACAACAGAAUGCUGCUCAUUUUCUACUCUCUACAAAUGAUAAAACUAUUAAAUUAUGGAAAAUAAGUGAACGGGAUAAAAGAGCAGAAGGUUAUAACUUGAAAGAUGAAGAUGGACGACUUCGAGACCCAUUUAGAAUUACGGCACUACGGGUUCCAAUAUUGAAGCCCAUGGACCUUAUGGUAGAAGCAAGUCUGCAACGAAUUUUUGCAAAUGCUCAUACAUAUCACAUUAAUUCCAUUUCAGUAAAUGGUGAUCACGAAACAUAUCUCUCUGCAGAUGAUCUGAGAAUUAACCUUUGGCAUUUAGAAAUCACAGAUAGAAGCUUCAACAUUGUGGACAUCAAGCCAGCUAACAUGCAGGAGCUGACAGAAGUCAUCACUGCCGCUGAGUUCCACCCACACCAAUGCAACGUGUUCGUCUACAGCGGUAGCAAGGGGACCAUCAGACUGUGUGACAUGCGCUCCUCUGCCCUGUGUGACAGGCAUGCCAAGUUUUUUGAAGAGCCAGAAGACCCCAGCAGUAAAUCCUUUUUCUCAGAAAUUAUCUCGUCUAUAUCUGACGUCAAGUUUAGCCACAGUGGUCGGUACAUGAUGACCAGAGACUAUCUGUCGGUGAAGGUAUGGGACCUCAACAUGGAGGGCAGGCCUGUGGAGAUCCACCAGGUACAUGAGUACCUACGAAGCAAGCUCUGCUCCUUGUAUGAGAACGACUGCAUCUUUGACAAGUUCGAAUGCUGCUGGAAUGGUUCAGACAGUGCCAUUAUGACGGGGUCCUACAACAACUUCUUCAGAAUGUUUGGUAGAAACACUCGGAGGGAUGUUACACUGGAGGCCUCAAGAGAGAACAGCAAACCCCAAGCCAGCCUGAAACCCCGGAAAGUAUGUACAGGGGGGAAGAGAAAGAAAGACGAGAUUAGCGUGGACAGUUUGGACUUCAAUAAGAAGAUCCUUCACACAGCCUGGCACCCCAUGGAGAGCAUUAUUGCUGUAGCUGCCACCAAUAACUUGAAGUGUUUUGAAAAUUCAGAGAAAACAGUGACUCCAAGCAAUAAGGUCAGAGAAGGACUUCCGGGAUCUGUACUUAAAAGGGCAGGCAACACUGACCACAGGGCAAGAUGCCCAAAUGCCCGGCUUACCCGAGAGCUGCAGGAGGAGGUGACACAUUCGUGGGAGCUGCUGAUGGCUCAGGGACUUUCAGGCUCUGCUCUAGGAGGUCUGAAGGUUAAAGAGGGCAGUCCUGGAGGUGCUCUGUCAGCUGCAUCAUCUCCUCUCACCCCAGCUUCACCCUCAUCUCCUCCUCCACACAAUGAGGAGCUGGAGCCCUCCUUCUCCCCCAGUGCUAAGCCCCAGAUUGGGCCUAAGGAGGCCAUGAAGAGGCUGCAGGAGAUGGAGAAGAUUAUUGCUGAGCUGAAUGAGACUUGGGAAGAGAAGCUAUGUAAAACAGAAGCCCUGCGAAUGGAGAGAGAAGCAUUGCUGGCUGAGAUGGGCAUGGCUGUCUGA
Messenger RNA from Peromyscus maniculatus bairdii (prairie deer mouse), 1851 nucleotides. The record is from RefSeq and is a predicted model, not a curated record. Lineage: Eukaryota; Metazoa; Chordata; Mammalia; Rodentia; Cricetidae.